Molecule: messenger RNA, 1677 nt
Organism: Exophiala viscosa
Lineage: Eukaryota; Fungi; Ascomycota; Eurotiomycetes; Chaetothyriales; Herpotrichiellaceae
Product: thiamine diphosphate-binding protein
Exons: 5
Coding region: 1-1677 (558 amino acids)
Biological process (GO): L-valine biosynthetic process; butanediol metabolic process
Cellular component (GO): acetolactate synthase complex
Molecular function (GO): magnesium ion binding; flavin adenine dinucleotide binding; thiamine pyrophosphate binding
Source: RefSeq, a predicted model, not a curated record
AUGGCCGAAGACACUGUCGCCCAAGUCAUCGUGAACAGCUUGUACAAUGCUGGGGUCCGCUACGUCUUUGGCGUGCCAGGAGCAAAGAUAGACGCAAUCUUCGACUGCCUACAAGAUCACAGCGAGAUCAAGCUCGUUGUUGCCCGACACGAGCAGAAUGCAGCUUUCAUGGCUGCUGCAGUGGGCCGUAUCACCGGCACGCCUGGAGUGUGCAUAGCCACGAGCGGUCCAGGCGCUUCAAACCUAGCAACAGGACUGGUCACCGCCAAUACGGAAUGCGACCCUGUUGUUGCCCUUAUCGGCAGCGUCCCACGAGCAAUGGCAUUGCACAGAACUCAUCAGAGUAUGAGAGCUCUCGACAUUCUCGGACCAACAGCAAAGACUGCAGUCUCAAUAGACGUCGAAGACCAAGCCGCCGAGGUCAUUUUGAACGCCUUCCGAACAGCUUCCUCUUCACCCAGAGGCGCAUCCGUCGUCUCAAUACCUAUCGACGUUUCGAAAGGCAAGACCUCAAUUCUGCCUUUCAAGAGUGAAGCCUUCCGACCUCCCACCUACGGAACGGCUCCAACCUCGCGCUUGGACGAGGUCAUCAAGUUGAUCCAAAACGCAAAGCUUCCGGUCCUGUUUCUGGGACUCAGAGCCAGUAGUCCCAGGGUUGUCGAAGCGGUCCGCACUCUACUCUCCAAAUUUCCUCUCCCCACAGUCGAGACAUUCCAGGCUGCAGGAGCUGUCAGCAAAGAAUUGGUGCAAAACUUCUACGGAAGGGUAGGCAUCUUCAGGAACCAAGUGGGUGAUAGACUGCUGACCAAGUCCGACCUUGUGCUGUCCGUGGGCUAUGAUCCUGUUGAGUACGAUCCAAAUGCCUGGAAUCCCAAGGGUGAUGGUCGUAUUAUACACAUUGAUGUCUCACCUGCGGACUAUGGAGCACAUUACCGUCCUCUGCAUGAGCUGGUGGGCUCAAUUGCGGAGAAUUUGAAAUACCUUACCCAGAACCUCCAGCACAUUCCUGAAUCAUCCAUAUCGGAACAGUGUAAGAGUCUCCACGACGAGUACCUCUCAUGGCAAAAGUUACCUGAUGUCAAACGAUCCUCGGGUCUUAUUCAUCCACUACAUUUCAUCACGGUGCUUCAGGGGCUUGUGUCAAAGGACACAACAGUGUGCGUCGAUGUCGGAUCGGUCUACAUAUACUUCAUGAGGUACUUUUUCGCUUAUGAGCCUCGCCGACUUCUCUGCUCCGAUGGUCAGCAAACUUUGGGGGUCGGUCUACCUUGGGCGAUAGCUGCCUCUCUGGUCCAGGACCCACCCUGCUCGCAAAAGGUCAUCUCCGUAAGUGGUGAUGGUGGAUUCAUGUUCUCUUCUCAAGAAAUGUCCACUGCCGUACAGCAAGGCUGCAACAUUACACACUUCAUCUGGAAUGACCAGGCAUACAACAUGGUUGAAUUCCAGGAGAUCAUGAAGUACAACAGAUCAAGUGGUGUCAAGCUGGGAGGGGUCGACUUUGUCAAGUUUGCUGAGAGCUUUGGUGCCAAAGGUUUCAGGAUCUCGGACUCAUCGCAAGUCGAGAGUGUCAUCAAGGAGGCUCUCGCACAUGAAGGCGUGUCGCUGGUCGAUGUGAGUAUCGACUACUCGCAGAACCUUGAACUGGCGAAGACAAUCGCCCAAGACCAGUGGAACUAA